AUGGCCGAGAAGCGCAAGUUGCCACCGCGCGGCGGGCGCGAGCCAGCGGCCAAACGACGAGUCUCCGAAGCCGUCACAGCAACACCCCAGUCGCAAAAGAAAAAAGCACCUACGCCUCGCGCUCCAUCUCCUCCACCUCCGCCGCCACCGGAGCCAGUCGAACCGCCAUUGCCUACGAAAGUGAAGGAUGCGGAAGUCUUGCCGGUCACGCGCGUGCGCCAACCCGACAACUUAUCGGACAAGGAGUAUCAAUCCAUCGCAGAAAGCGCUGUUCUUCUCAUCUCCUUGGAACGAUCAAAGAAGAAGUGGCUUAGCGAAGGAAUCUUGGUGAGAUACUACACGAAACCGAAGAAGACGAAACGCGAACAAAUCGAGAAGAACAACCCCCCGAAAGAAUCCAUGACCAGAAUUGGACCCUGCGAUGUCACCAUCGGACCCCAUCUAUUUGACGCGAUGAUAUAUACCGUGAAAGACCCCACUGCACCGCCGCAGAUUCAAUAUGCACCUCCGCAGCGGCCCAUGCGGCCUCCACAGACACAAAAUGGCCAGCCCGGGCAGCCCGCAAAGCCAAGUCCAGAUCCUGUCAUUCAGAUGCUUGCUACUAGGGCGGCCGCAGAUCCUGAACUCAAGGCUUUGAUGCGAGUGGUCGCUUCCAGCCAGGCUUCACAGGACCAACUACGCGCUUUUCAGGCUCACAUCGAUGAGCUCAAUGCGAUUAUCAAGGCAAGAGAGCAGCAGGAGCAAAGACAGCAAGGUUCUAUUGGUACACAAGGACGACCGCAGGCGGCAGCGGCGCAACCGGCAACCCCCGCGACACCCGGAUCUCAAAACAAGCCUACCCCAGCGCCGCCCAACUCCCUACCCAAGCCUGCUGCGGAAGCAAAUCCACUACCUCAGGCACAGACACCUAAACCACAACCACCUGCUCCAUCACAAACUUCCUCGAAAGAGUCACAACAAAUACCCUCCGCCUCCAAAACACCAGUGCCGACCACCACAACUACACCCAAGCCUGCAUCCGAAGGGACACCGCAGGCUAGUGCCGAGCCUCAGAAACCGGGCCAAAAUGAAAAUUCUCAAGCCGCCAAUGCUUCCCAAACCCCAGCUGCCACACCUGUGGUGAAACGUGAACCAGUUGUAGCGGGAUCGAGUAAUCUUCAAGCUACCCCUGCGGGGACAGCACAACCACCGCCUGCAGCAUCUACUACUCCACCUAUUACUCAAACCCCGACCCCCAAUUCUGCUUUGCAGCCGCCACGUGCGGGACCGCCAUACCCACCGCAUCAACAGACGCCGUACACUCCCGGUGGAGCCCAUGCCCCUCUUCAGUCACGGCCGCCUCAAUAUGGCUCGCCCACGCCUUAUUAUCGUCCACCAGGGCCACCCCCGCCCCCGGCGCGCAUUGGUUACAAGUCUGUCGUGUUUGAGUUCACAUCACCCUUGACUCCCUAUGGAAGCAGUACCUCAGGUCACGCUGGAUCUGGUGAUCGCUAUCUCUUCCCGGAACAUACAAUUCUCGAUUGGCUUCCAAAUGAAUGCACUAUUCUAGCUUCCUUUCUAGUUGUUCGCAAGGUUGAUCCCAAUACACCUUUCCCCAUCGAAUCUGCAACAGACAACACGACGAGCCGCAGCAAAGGAAAGGGGGCAUCCAAGUCCAAGUCCAAGAAGAAGAUCGAGAACGACAAGGACUCUAAAGACGUCCCUGGAACCCCGGUCCCUGCCCAAUCUGCCAGUACGGACACACCUCAGAAGCAAGAGCCUUCUGACACGCCGGAUGUCAAAGCCAACGGCGCCUCAACGGAUACCCCUGGCACCCCCAAACCCGCUGUGAAUGAAGCGAACCUCAAAGAAUACUGGCAGCCAGUAACCUUCCGCAUCCAUGCUCCCAAUCCCAAAAUCCUCGAGCCAUUGACUCGCGUCGUGAAGCCGGCGGAGGAGGUGCGCAAGUACAUGAACGAAAUUAUGGACCGGGCGGAGCGCGCUCCGGAUGGAUUCCCUGCUUUGCGAUUGCCGCGUGAAGAAGCGCGUGAGGCAUUUGAGUCAGAGGGCACCCCAGCCUCUGGGACCAAUAGUGCUGCCGGUCGCAGUCGCCCUUCGCGGGCGGUCCCUAUCAAGAUCGCAGAAGAAGAAUCGGAAAUCGAAAAUCCUGCCGAGGCCGAGGAGGAAGAGGAUCUUUUGGAGUUCUACGGUGCGCCUAGUGGGCUUCCUCCCCUGCGUGUCUAA
Messenger RNA from Penicillium cosmopolitanum, 2223 nucleotides. RefSeq lists its product as uncharacterized. Gene Ontology annotation, cellular component: Swr1 complex. Gene Ontology annotation, biological process: chromatin remodeling. NCBI's taxonomy places the organism in Eukaryota, Fungi, Ascomycota, Eurotiomycetes, Eurotiales, Aspergillaceae. Bases 1 to 2223 code for a protein of 740 amino acids. Gene Ontology annotation, molecular function: ATP-dependent H2AZ histone chaperone activity. The transcript is spliced from 4 exons. The record is from RefSeq and is a predicted model, not a curated record.